This is a messenger RNA of Exophiala dermatitidis NIH/UT8656, 2121 nucleotides long. Its product is annotated as ATP-dependent RNA helicase dbp9. Gene Ontology annotation, cellular component: nucleolus. The coding region runs from base 113 to 1918 and encodes 601 amino acids. The record is from RefSeq and is a predicted model, not a curated record. Gene Ontology annotation, molecular function: RNA helicase activity; nucleic acid binding; ATP binding. The transcript has a single exon. Lineage: Eukaryota; Fungi; Ascomycota; Eurotiomycetes; Chaetothyriales; Herpotrichiellaceae.
GGAAAUUCUCAAGUUCGAACUCAAGCGAGAAGGCAGAACAGAACGUACUGGUUUUAUUGCUACGUCACGGAGCUGCCGAUACUGUCAACUCUCUCGUCACAGUAAUCUCACCAUGAAGCGCAAACUAGACGACAAUGAUGCCCCUACGGUGGAAGUGCCACACGACAGCGCCCCCAGUGAGCCCUCGUUCGAUAGUUUCGGCCUCGACCCUCGUCUCAUGCAAGCCGUUGCAAAGGCAAACUACUCGGCCCCUACCCCUGUACAGGCGAAAGUGAUACCUUUGGCACUCGAGGGAAAAGAUAUACUGGCAAAAUCGAAGACGGGAAGCGGUAAAACGGCUGCCUACAUCCUGCCUAUCCUGCAAUCGAUCCUCCGUCGCAAGAAGACGUCGCCCAAGAACAAGGUCAUCUCCACCCUAAUCCUUGUGCCAACACGCGAAUUGGCAGAUCAAGUUCAAAAGGCGUUUGUUUCGCUCUCGGCAUUUUGCACGAAAGAUGUACAAUCCUUGAACUUGACACAGAGACUGUCGGAUGCAGUGUUGCAAGCAGUACUGCAGGAUUCGCCCGACAUCAUCGUGUCAACACCGGGACGAGUCACCCAAUACCUAAACUCCGGCAGGAUAUCUCUCGAGAAUAUCAGUCAUCUUGUCAUCGACGAAGCAGAUAUUGUCCUUUCAUAUGGAUACGAGGAUGAUAUCAAUACCGUCGCCUCUCUCCUUCCACGCGGUGUGCAGACCUUUCUGGUCAGUGCCACUCUGACGCCAGAAGUGGAGGAGUUGAAGGGCAUGUUCUGUCGCGACGCGACAGUGGUCAAAAUUGAUGAGAAAGAAGAGAAGGGAGAAGAGAUAACCCAAUACGUGGUCCGCUGCGGCGAAGAUGAGAAGUUCUUGUUGAUAUACGUUUUGUUCAAGCUCCGUCUGGUCAAGGGCAAGUCGAUUAUCUUUGUACAAGAUGUCGAUCGAAGCUACCGGCUGAAGCUGUUUUUGGAACAGUUUGGGAUCAAAUCGUGUGUGCUCAAUGCCGAACUUCCGGUCAACUCGAGACUGCAUGUUGUGCAAGAGUUCAACAAAGGCUUGUACGACAUUCUCAUCGCCGCAGACGAUCAGGAAGUACUAGGUGGGAUUGUCCGACGACCCAAAACACGCGCUCACGAUCAAGAAAAUGAGAUGAGUGACGAAGAUGAUGGCACGGAGGAACACGUUGCGAAAAAGUCAAGGAUAUCCAAUAACGAAAAGGAUUACGGCGUCUCGAGGGGGAUUGACUUUCAAAAUGUCGCCUGUGUCAUCAACUUUGAUCUGCCCCAGACUUCCAAGUCUUACACGCAUCGCAUCGGACGAACGGCAAGAGCUGGAAAGGCGGGUAUGGCUCUGUCGUUUGUGAUACCCAAAGACCGCUACGGCAAACACAAGGCCACAAGCAUUCCUUCCGCGAAGAAUGAUGAACGUGUUCUAGAGAAGAUCAUUGCUCGCCAGGCAAAAAAGGGGAAUGAAGUGAAGCCAUAUCAUUUUGACAUGGCUCAAGUUGACGCCUUUCGAUACCGCAUGAAUGAUGCCCUGCGAGCCGUUACCAGAGCUGCUGUUCAUGAAGCGCGAGCUCGAGAAAUCAAGCAAGAACUGAUCAAGAGCGAAAAACUAAGGAAACAUUUUGAAGAGAACCCUGAAGAUCUCCGACAUCUUCGGCAUGACGGCGAACACAGUGCCAUUGUGCGACAUCAGUCACAUCUCAAACAUGUUCCUGACUAUUUGAUGCCUCCACAAGGCCGUAAGGGAGUCAGUGCCGAAGACAUUGGAUUUGUGGGGUUGAGGAAACUGGACGCAGAUGGGAAAAAGAAGGACAACAAGAAGCGAGGCGGUCGAAAAGGAAAGCCAAGAGGGAAGGUCGACCCAUUGAAGUCCUUUAGUGCCCGAGAGCGAAAAUGAUGGACUUAGCUGUUAGCGGUUGUUCAAGCAAGAUAUAUUUUAGACAGGCAUUGAUGGAAGGCUGAACAGCAUCCCUCGCAUCAGGGUCCAGGUUGUAUAUGUCCCCUCGGUUGUAGCUUUGCUUUCCUGAUGUACACAAACCUCCUAGAUCAAGGCUUUCCGACAAAAGCAAAAACUCGGAAUGACCUUCACGUUUGAUUCCG